AUGCCAUCCGCAAAAUACACAGAAACCUACAAGAAGAUCAGCGCCAUGGGCGAGAAGCUCAAGGCGGCUGGGAAGCAGGGGCCCAGCAAUGAUGAGCAGCUGCACUUGUACGCGUACGCCAAGGUGGCGGAGGGCAAGGACUUUGCUGCUGCGGAGAAGCCGGGGAUGUUUAAUUUGGCGGCAAAGGCAAAGUACAACAAGUGGAAGGAUGUUGUCGAGGACGGCCUCACGAAGAAGCAGGCCGAGGACAAGUACAUUGAGUUGGGCCAGCAAUUGCUUGCCAAGCACAACAACUAGGCUGGGCAUGGGGAGGGAUACAUACAUGAGGAUGUUCCAAGAGGGCAGAAUAUGCGGAAUAAACAAACGCACGAAUGAAUGAAUAAAUGAAUGGACAAUACACACAUUCCCCAAUCUCUACUUUUUCGACAUAGGACGAAGGGCAAAUCCAUGGACGGGUACAUACUACCACAACAGUGCAUGCAUAUGUAUGCUCGGGAGAAAAAAACAAAUGGAUAUUGGAAACGCUACAUACACCCAAUUUCAACCCUUCAAUCGCUGAGGACAAAUUCGUGGAACCUUUUCUUUCCUUCUUUCCUUCUUUCUCUUUCUUUCUCACUCUAUCCCGAGGAGAAGAAAGGACAU
Molecule: messenger RNA, 642 nt
Organism: Dothidotthia symphoricarpi CBS 119687
Lineage: Eukaryota; Fungi; Ascomycota; Dothideomycetes; Pleosporales; Dothidotthiaceae
Exons: 3
Coding region: 1-297 (98 amino acids)
Biological process (GO): fatty acid metabolic process
Molecular function (GO): long-chain fatty acyl-CoA binding
Source: RefSeq, a predicted model, not a curated record